CCCUGCCGCCUCCUCGCAGCCUCUCUCUUCCUUCUGGAAGAGCGUCCAGCCCCUGCCUGCUCCUCCCUGGGUCCAGGGCGCCUCCAAGGCACUUCCCUCCUGUGGCUGCCUCCUCCUCCUUCCCCCCCUUCCCCUUUCACCCUGUCCCUGCCCCGGCCUCUGCAAACAUGAGGGUCCUGGCCUGCCUCCUCGGUGAGUGACCCGUCCUCCUAAGGGACUCAGGGGUCCUGCGUUCUUGCCCUCUGACCCCUUCAUCAUCAAGUUCAGGGACUCAGACUUCCAGGACCCCAGUCCCUUGAGGAUCCAUCCUUCUUCGGGAUGCCCAGUCUCUCCCUCCUGGGGACCCAAGGGACCUGGCCCCUCCCCUUGGCCCUGACCCUGGGAUGGGGACCACUCAGCCAUGUGACCCUCAGCCAACCCCCUAGGGGAACACAAAGGACCUGGUCUCUAGCCCUGAUUUCAGGCGCCAGGACCUGACUCUGAUUCCAGCCCUCUGCAGUGGGGUUCCAGGUCUGAGAUGUGAGGACUCCGAGCGCACGCGCGUGCGUGUGUGCGCGUGUGCUUGUGUGUGUGUGUGUAUACACGUGCGCACGCGUGUUGGGAUAUUCCCAACAAAGGUCCCGCUAUGCAGAAAGGACCCCUCUUGGGUGGGGCCUGCCCCUCACUCUUUCCCACCCGUCAAACCCCUUGCAGCCGCUCUAAUGGGGAUCCAGGCUGUUGAGCGGCUGCUCCUGGCUGACGGCCCCCAUGAGUGCGCUGGCCGGCUGGAGGUGUGGCAUGCAGGGCGCUGGGGGACAGUGUGUGACGACGGCUGGGACCUGCGGGACGCUGCUGUGGCCUGCCGGGAGCUGGGCUGCGGGGGUGCGCUGGCUGCCCCUGGAGGCGCCUUCUUUGGGGAGGGCGCCGGGCCAGUGUGGCUCAGUGAGCUGGCCUGCCGGGGCAGCGAGGGGCGGCUGGGCUUGUGCCCCCACCGUGGCUGGAAGGCCCACAUCUGCUCUCACGAGGAGGACGCAGGCAUUGUCUGUGCAGGCCAGCGUGUGGCAGCAAAUUCCAGGGAAUCCGCCCCUCUUGUGGGUGGGGAUCUGUGGCUGGGGCUGUCCAGGGAGUUCAGUCCAGGGCCUGAGGUGCCCCCCACGACUUCUGUCCCCCGCCUGGUAGGAAGCUCCCAGAACAGUGGUGGCUCCCGAAAGAAGAGCCCCCGGCCACCCAAGCAGGCCAAGUCCACCAGGGCUCCUGUGCUGACCACCGGGGCUGCCCGCCAAGAACGGUUGCGGUUGCGGCUGGUCUCAGGUACCCACAGCUGUGUGGGCAGGCUGGAGGUGUGGCAUGCGGGACGCUGGGGGACAGUGUGUGACGACGGCUGGGACCUGAGAGACGCUGCUGUGGCCUGCCGGGAGCUGGGCUGUGGGGGGGCGCUGGCUGCCCCUGGAGGUGCCCGAUUUGGCCCAGGCUCGGGGCCCGUGUGGAUGGACGAUGUGGGGUGUGGAGGCGGAGAGCAGGCCCUCCGUGACUGUCCUCGCAGCCCCUGGGGUCGGAGCAACUGUGACCACAGCGAGGACGCAGGGCUGGUCUGCACUGGACCAGCACCCCGGCUGCGCCUGGCUGAUGGCCCCCACGGCUGCGCGGGCCGACUGGAGGUGUGGCACGCUGGGCGCUGGGGGACAGUUUGUGAUGAUGCCUGGGACCUGCGUGAUGCUGCGGUUGCCUGUCGGGAGCUGGGGUGCGGGGCUGCCCUGGCUGCCCCAGGAGGUGCCUUCUUUGGGGAGGGGGCCGGACCCAUCCUCCUGGAUGACCUUCGGUGUCGGGGCAACGAGACGGCCUUGAGAUUCUGCCCCUCAAGGGCCUGGAGCCAGCAUGACUGUCAUCACCGGGAAGAUGCUGGGGCUGUGUGUGAUGGCAUGCCCCUUGGCUAUGUCCCCCCAACGGCCCCCACAGCGGGCAACAACAAUUCAACCUCCAGGGCUCUGCCCCCAACGGUGACCCAGACCCUGUGGACAGCUGGCAUCUUACCUCCUCCAGCCUCCCCUACUGUCCCUCCUGAGCCCGGACCAGCAGCUGGGUCGCCCCACCUGCGCCUGGUGGCUGGACCCAGCAGGUGUUCAGGCCGUCUGGAGGUGUGGCACGACGGGCGAUGGGGAACGGUUUGUGACGACAGCUGGGACCUGAGAGACUCAGCUGUGGUCUGCCGGGAGCUGGGCUGUGGAGGGGCUCAGCAGCCAGACCCCCCUGCCGGUCGUUUCGGCUGGGGUGCAGGCCCCAUCUGGCUGGACGAUGUGGCCUGUGUGGGGACUGAGGCUUCGCUCUCCGACUGUCCCGCUGCUCCCUGGGGGAAGCACAACUGCGCUCACAAUGAGGAUGUUGGAGUCACCUGCACUGGGACCCCUGGCCUGGACUCCAUCUCAGAUCCAUUCAGUUGGAGCUGGAUCCCUGACCUAGGUGGAGAUCGGGAUGCCUGGCUCCCUGGGCAGCUGGCCACCAAGCCCUCUGCAAGGCUGAUCCCUAGUGCUCCUGAGAAAACAACCACUAAGGCCCCAGGGAAAAUGCCCAAGAGUACUAAAAAGUGGGUGACAAAAAAUGCAAGAAGACCAACCACUCAACCUCCGGUGAUGCCAACCACUAAAUACUCUAGGGGAUUGGGCACGCAAAAUCCCCUAGAACUAACCUCACGAACCACUACAACCAAGACCACUGAGGCCUCUCGAAGAUCACCCUCUCAGUUUACCAUGAGGCUGACCACUGAGGCCCCCCACAGAUCGACCUCAUAUACUACGGCAACACUGAUGCCUCAGGCCCCCCGAGAACUGACCUCUAAGACCUUGGCCACGCUGACCACUCAGGGCCACCGAGAAAUGACCUCUGAGGCCACUAUCAAGCAGAUCCCUCAGGCCUCCAUGGAGCCAUCCUCUGAGAUCCUAGCAGAGGGAUCUCCAGAGUCAUCCAAAGACUCCUCCCCCUCCCCCACUGGCACCUCCACUGGGGAAUCAGGCCCCUUCCGAGUUCGUCUGGCUGAUGGACCCAACCGGUGUGCUGGCCGGCUGGAAGUGUGGCAUGCUGGACGCUGGGGGACAGUGUGCGAUGACAACUGGGAUCUGCGGGAUGCUGCUGUGGCCUGCUGGGAACUGGGCUGUGGAAGAGUCCGGCCCCGAGUGGGUAAAACCCACUACGGCCCUGGGACCGGGCCCAUCUGGUUGGAUGACAUGGGCUGCAAGGGCAGCGAGGCAUCGCUGAGCGACUGCCCCGCUGGGGCAUGGGGGAAGCACAACUGUGACCAUGAGGAAGACGUGGGGCUCACCUGCACUGGCUACACAGAUGAUGAAGAUUAUCCCCCCUGGACCUGGGACCCCACCUCAGGAGAGGAUCUGGCCAAGGGGACCACUGCUGCACGGGCACCUGGACUAACUCUCUCCUGGGGCACCACCAGGAGCCCUGGGGCCCCCUCCUCAGCAACAAGACACCUUCCGGACACAGGUGACAAGAACAAUUAUGAACUUUCCUGGACGUGGGACACACCUUCUAGAGGAGACGUGGCCAAGGGGACCGCCGCUGCAGGCAUACCUGGAAUCAGCAUCACUACCGCCACCACCAGGAGCCCAGGCCACCCCUUUCCAACUUGGAGGGUCCAUGGGGGCACAGGUUCCGCUAGGAAGCCGUGUCCCGAGCGCCGACUGCGACCGGCUGCGACCAGGACGGCGCUCCCCACCCCUUCCCCAGCUCCCCCCGCGUCACCGGGGCCUCCAGGCCCACUGGUGACCUCCGACUUCGCCCCCCAGGUGACCUCUGAGCCCUCAGCUUCAAGGCGGGAGGUCACCUCCUACCCUCCUGACACUUCGACACCGACCCCUGACCCUGCCUCCUGGAUGAACCCAGACCUCACCUCGACAACUCCUGACCUUGCUUUGUCCACCCCUGACUCCGCUGUGGUUUCAGACCUGACUCCGGAGCUCUCACCCACCCCACCACCCACUUUGCCCAAAGAGCUGACCUCUGACCCGUCUGCACCUGCGGAGGUGACCACUCUUCCCCCUACCUCAGAGCUGACCCCAGAGUCUCACACAACGCCAGACUUGGACACAACUUCAUAUCCCGACACAAUCACAGAACCUUCCGGAUCCCCAGACCCCUCCACAAGCCCUCACCCCACCACUCCCUCCACCACCACCACUCAGCCCUCCACAAGCCUUCACCCCACCACUUCCUCCACCACCACUACCACCACUCACCCCUCCACAAGCCCUCACCCCACCACCACCACUCACCCCUCCACAAGCCCUCACCCCACCACUCACUCCACCACCACCACCACUCAGCCCUCCACAAGCCCUCACCCCACCACUCACCUCACCACCACCACCACUCGCCCCUCCACAAGCCCUCACCCCACCACUCACCCCACCACUACCACUCACCCCUCCACAAGCUCUCACCCCACCACCACCACUCACCCCUCCACAAGCCCUCACCCCACCACCACCACUCACCCCUCCACAAGCCCUCACCCCACCACCACCACUCACCCCUCCACAAGCCCUCACCCCACCACCACCACUCACCCCUCCACAAGCCCUCACCCCACCACUACCACUCACCCCUCCACAAGCCCUCACCCCACCACCACCAUCACUCACCCCACCACUCACCCCACCACCACCACUCACCGCUCUACAAGCCCUCACCCCACCACCACCACUCACCCAAUCACCACCACCAGUCACCCCACCACAACUUCUCACUCCACUGUGACACCUCACCGCACUACCACUGUUGCCGGCCCCACCACAACUCUUCCUCUCACCAUAACUUCUGACCCCACCACAACCUCUAUGAUCACUAGUAUGUCCCUCCCAACCUCCUUGGGGAUAGGACUUCCCUCUCCCACUCCAGCACCGAUGGUUAAACCCAGCCUGUUCCCCCAGUUGACCUCUAUAGGGACCCCUCACCCCUCCACAUCCCGGAUGCAGAGCCUAGGUCCUUUUCCAGCCUCGGAGUCCAGCCCCUCCAGGCUUUCUCCAGCCCCAAGCAUGGACCCACUGUCCACUGAGGACUUCAAACCACCCAGAAACCAGAGCCUCAAACUAACCUCUCCACCUAUGCAGAACCCACUCUCAGCCUCUGACUCCACUGUGAGUCCUGACCUCCACCUCUUCCCCAUGGCCCACCCCUUGGAUCAACCUCCCCCUGACCACAUCUCUCUAGGACCUACCCCUGGUCAAAGCCCAGGCCCCUUUGGCCCAUGCGUGGCCCCAACACCACCUGUAAGGGUCAUGGCUUGUGAGCCACCUGCCCUGGUGGAGCUGGUGGCCACUGUGAGGGACGUGGGUGCCCAGCUGCAGAGGCUGACUCAAGCCCUGGAGCGGGACCAGCAAGAGCGCCAAGCCCUGGGGAUGGGGCUGAGCCAGCUGGUGGAGGCCACCCGGGGCCUGGGGCAGCUGGGUGAGGCAGUGAAGAGACUGGCUGAGAUGGCCUGGGCCCCUAGCACACCCUCGCCAACCACCACCACCCCAGAGGAGGAGGAGGAGGAGAGGCCUCUGAGGGGAGAUGUGUGAUUCUCUGGAAUGUGCAGGGCUUGACACCAACAGGCCAUUCUUGCCACUUACAACCCCCUCCCCUCAAAAAAAAAAUCUAAAUAAAAAGAUGUGAAUGACAGUUUCUGGGGGACUAGAGGAACCCUGGAGAGAGAGAAUCGUGAGAUUGAUCUUGAUUUAGGAAUACCACAGGUGCCAUACCAGGUGAUGAUGAUGGUGAUAAUGGUCAUGGUGAUUAUGAUGGUGAUGAUCAUGGUGAUGAUGGUGGUUAUGAUGGUGUGAAUGGCGGUAAUGAUGAUGGUAACUAUGAUAACAAGGAUGGUGGUGAUGAUUGUGAUGGUGAAGAUGAUGGUGGCAGUGAUGCUGAUGAUUACGACGGUGGAUGGUGAGGACGGUGGUGAUGGUGAUCAUGACGAUUAUGAUAGUGAGGAUUAUGAUAGCGAGGAUGGUGAGCAUAAUAGUGAUGACAGUGAUGAUGAUGGUGAUGAAGAUGACCACUAUAGUAGUGAUGACAGUAAUAAUGAAGUCCCAAGAGAGCAGAAAUCUUUGUCUUGUUCACUGCCGUGUACCCUGCUUCUAGAACAGAGCCUGACACAGAGGUUGCACUCAAUAAAUAUCUUUUGAAUAUAUGAGUGCAUAAUAAUAAUAAUAAUAAUGACUAAUAUUUGUCAGGUGCUUUCUAUGGGUCAGGCUCUGUUUUAAGGUCUUUGCACACAUCAUGUUUUUUCAUCCUCACGACCGCUCACUCAAGGGAAUACUGUUAGCUCAGCAGAUAAGGGGGUUAGCUUUGGGUCCCCAGUGCCCGCGUUGGAGACUUUGCCAGGUGUGAACCUGAGAAGCUACGUAAUCUCUUAAUGUGAAUUUCUCCAGCUAUAAAUGUUGUUGGGUGCUGUCUAGUCAAUUUGACUGAUUGUGACCCCAUGUUUGGCAGAGUAGAACUGCCCCAUAGUUUCCUAGGCUGUAAUCUUUAAGGGAGCAGAUCACCAGGUCUUCCUCCCACGGAGUCGCUGGUGGGUUUGAAGUGUCAACCUCUCAGCAGCCAAACACUUGACCAUUGUGCCACCAGGGCUCCUUACGUACAGCUCGGUAACCUUAAAUAUGUUCAUCAUGUUGUUCAACCCUCAGCAUUCCCAAUUUUUUCCAUCACCUUUCACAGAAGCUUAGCAUCCCCUAAGCGUUGUACAUCAACGCUCUUAACUGCUGCUGCUUCUCUGUGCCUGCCCCUGUGUAGACUCUAAACACACUACAUGCAGUCCUCACCAGGAGUCCCUGGGUGGCACAAAUGGUUAAGUGCUUGACUACUAGCCAAAAAAUUGGUGGUUCGAGUCCACCCAAAGGCGCCUCAGAAAACAGGCUUGAUGAUAUGUUUCUGAAAGGUCACAGCCUUGAGAACCCUAUGGAGCAGUUCUAUUCUGCACACAUAUGGUUGCCAUGAGUUGGAAUUGACUCCACGGCAACUAACGACAUCAGCAGUCCUCACCACAGCCCUUAUAAGGAGGAACAUGGAUCCAUUUCAGAAAGGACACCUUGCCCAGAGCCACACAGCAGAGCCAGGAUCCAAACCCAGAAUGAUGUGAUGUGAACUCCCCAGCUUUUGCCACAGCCUGGGGCCCUUGUCAUGCUCCCACUGUGUGACCUUGGGCAGGUCUCUUACACUCUCUGUAUCUCCUCUGUGCCUUGGCUUGCUGGUCUAUCAGUCGGGGGCUAGCUUGGAAGACCCAAACUCCUAUCCUUGCUCCCGCAGCCUCAGGUAUGAAGCCCUCCCCUCCUCCUCCUCUCCCCAGACUGGUGCCUGGCUUGGAGGUCAUGGAAAGUCACGGAGGCUGGCGCCCCCACAGUCUGCAAAGGCCAGCAGGGUCCAGUUACUCAUGGGGCGAGGGAGGGUGGUAAUGUGUGGGGGUCCUGAUGGAUGGACUCUACCCCGGGCCAAUGACAAAGGAGCACGUGGAGAAUUUUCUGUUCCCCAGAUCUCAUUAAGCCCCAAGACUUAAAUAACUGCUGACUCUUGCCCUGGGGAGGGCUGAGGGAGGGCUUCUGCCUGCCUUCCUGUCCCAGGGUCAGAAGGUGGCACCCCAAUUUGGAAGAAAAGGUCGUCUUUUCCAUUUCCAGGUGAGAGCAGUGAAUCCUGGCUUUGGACCACCCCAAAAAGGGACCAGAAAGUACAGCUUAGAGUUCAGGCUCCUGGCCCCUCUCUGCAAGCCAGAGCUGGGGGCUGUUGGGCACUCUGGCCCAAGGUUCCUCCACCCCCGCCACCCUCUGCCAGCCCCAAAGAAGUGGGUGCUUAAUUACCGGAUCACUCUAUCCCUGCUUGGCUAGGCAGCUAAGCCCAAACAUCUGGCCCCAGGGCCCAAGGCCAGGAUGGGUGGCCAGCCCCCACCCACUGCUGGCCCUGACCCUGGAUGCCUCCCAUGGGACAGCUGAGACUGAUCCUGUGUCUGCCAGCUUGCAACAAGCCCAGAACAGUAGCUACUGAGGUCUAACAAGCUCAGAUGCAGAAAAAUCAUAUGACAAAAUUCAAUACUCAUUCACAGGUUACAAACACCAGAAACUCUUAGCCAAGUAGGAGCAGAGGAAACUUCCUAAGUCAAAUAAAGAGUGGGAAGGAAGACACUAUGUGACAUUUUCUAUGGAGGAUAGGAUUGUUUACACAAAAAAUCCGGAAUAAUUGAGUGGACAAAUUGUUAGCUGGAUUAAUAUUCUGUUGUAUGCAUAUACCACAUUUUGUUUACCCAUUCAUCUGUUGAUGGGCAUUUGUAUUGUUUCCACUUUUUUGGCUGCCAUUAAUAGUGUUAACUAUGAACAUUUGUAUACAAAGUUUUGUGUGGACAUGUUUUCAUUUUUCUUGGGUAGGUAAUUAGGAGUGGAAUUGCAGAGUCAUAUAAUAAUUCUAUGUUUAACUUUCUGAGGAACCACUGAAUUGGUUUCUAUAGUCACUGCACCAUUUUACACUCCCACCAACAAUGCCCAGGGGUUCCAGUUUCUCCAUUUCCUCCUCAACACUUGUUAAUGUUGCUUGAUUACAGCCAUUCUGGUGGAUGUGAAGUGGUCCUGAAGGCUUUCACAACCUCACUUCUCUGUCUUCGCCAUUCAGGUGCCCCAAUUCCAGUUUCCUUCAAGGGAGGGAUGAGUGCCUCACCAAUGCGCCAGCACACACUCGCA
Loxodonta africana (African savanna elephant) is the source of this 8681-nucleotide messenger RNA. RefSeq names its product scavenger receptor cysteine rich family member with 5 domains (gene SSC5D). Gene Ontology annotation, cellular component: plasma membrane. Gene Ontology annotation, molecular function: serine-type endopeptidase activity. The coding region runs from base 702 to 5543 and encodes 1613 amino acids. The record is from RefSeq and is a predicted model, not a curated record. Gene Ontology annotation, biological process: zymogen activation. The transcript is spliced from 13 exons. NCBI's taxonomy places the organism in Eukaryota, Metazoa, Chordata, Mammalia, Proboscidea, Elephantidae.